Molecule: messenger RNA, 1300 nt
Organism: Brachypodium distachyon (stiff brome)
Lineage: Eukaryota; Viridiplantae; Streptophyta; Magnoliopsida; Poales; Poaceae
Product: SAGA-associated factor 29 homolog A
Exons: 9
Coding region: 165-1019 (284 amino acids)
Cellular component (GO): SAGA complex
Source: RefSeq, a predicted model, not a curated record
UGGCCAUCGCAGCGCCUCGUCAUCUCGAAUCUCGAUUCUCAUUUAUGUCCUUCCGCUGCUGCACACAUCCAAAAAGCCUCGAGCAGCUGUCCCCUAGGCCCUAGUUGACUCGGAUCUCCCAUCGAAUCCCGGCGGAAUCGAGUGUGCUAGAGAGCGGACGGAAGAUGUCGUCGUCCGUCGGAGGCGGAGGGGGAGGCAGCGCGGCCGGGAGCGGGGGAGACAUCGCUGGCCUGCUGGACAAGGCCAAGGAGCUGGACCAGCUGCGGAAGGAGCAGGACGAGGUGGCCAUCGAGAUCAACAAGAUGCACAAGAAGAUCCUCGCCUCUCCGGAGAUGGUGGAUAAAUCUGCCGACACCAUUUUGGUCAGGCUUCGUGCUUUAUAUGUACAUGCAAAAGAACUUGCCGAUAGUGAAGUCAGUACUUCCUCUGCUGUCAUUGGACUAUUGGAUGGUUUGUUGCAAUCUGGGGUUUCAGCUGCACCAAGAAAAAAGAUAGAAGUGGGUGAACAAAAGAAGAAGAGGAUGAAAUCUGAUACAGAUACAACAAGAUUUUCCUCCACGUCUAUGAGGAGCCAACUUGACCAAGCUGCAAACCUGAAAGGAGAGCAGGUUGCAGCUAGGGUAAAAUCAGAUGAGGAAAAAGACGAGUGGUUUGUGGUGAAGGUCAUACAUUUUGAUAAGGAAACAAAAGAAUUUGAAGUCCUUGAUGAGGAGCCCGGUGAUGAUGAUGAGAGCGGCCAAAAGUUUGAGAGGAAAUACAAGUUGCCCAUGCCAUAUAUUAUUCCAUUUCCAAAGAAAGGAGAUCCUUCUAGUGCUCAGGAUUUUGGUCAGGGUCGGCAAGUCUUGGCUGUUUAUCCUGGCACAACAGCAUUAUAUAGAGCUACCGUAGCUGCUCAUCGUAAGAGGAAGUCUGAUGAUUACCUUCUCUGGUUUGAUGACGACGAAGAGGACGGGAAUCUGCCGCAAAGAGCUGUGCCAUUUUAUAGAGUGGUUGCCCUCCCAGAGGGCCACCGGCAAUAAGAACACUCAGACGGCAAUCUGCCUUGCAUCGCAGGGCAGUGUAAUUCAAGUGACAGUGUACGAAGAUGAGAUUUCGUCUGCAAAGAUGAUAGUAAUCUUGUUUUACCUCCAGCUGACCACAUAGUGACUUAGAUUGCCUUUGGAGUUCAGUUGGUGGAAAAGGAAUAACUGUUUUGUGGUCUAUAUGUAGAAGGUUUUGUACAUAAAAGUUAAUUCAGUGUUGUAUUAAGAUUAUAUAAGUGAUUGCCGUGCCUGAAUAAAUGUCGAGUCACUUUCCUCCC